Lecanosticta acicola is the source of this 1863-nucleotide messenger RNA. The record is from the annotation of a GenBank genome assembly. Lineage: Eukaryota; Fungi; Ascomycota; Dothideomycetes; Mycosphaerellales; Mycosphaerellaceae.
AUGGCCUCCAACGAUCCCUCCCACCAUGGACCCCUCCUCUCCGAUCGACCCAAACCCGGCCCAUCAGGACAAGACUCCAAACCUCUGUUCGGCAGCGACGCCUUCGCAACCCAACUCUCCCGUCUCAACCUCUCCUACAUAGCCCUGGUGCCCGGCUCGUCCUACCGCGGCCUCCACGACUCCCUCGUCAACCACAACGGCAACACCGCCCCGGAAAUGCUCAUCACCCUGCACGAGGAACACUGCAUCUCCAUCGCCCACGGCUACGCCAAAGUCGCCCGCAGACCCAUGGCGGCCGCGCUCCACGCCAACGUCGGCCUCAUGCACGCCUCCAUGGCCAUCUACAACGCCUGGUGUGACCGCGUCCCCAUCCUGAUCCUCGGCGCCACGGGCCCCUUGGAUGCCGAACGCAGACGGCCCUGGAUCGAUUGGAUCCACACCGCCCAGGACCAGGCCGCCCUCAUCCGCAACCACGUCAAGUUCGACGACCAACCGCACGGCGUCGAAGCGGGCAUGAAAUCCCUCAUCCACGCCUACGUCGCGAGUACGUCGAAACCCUGCGCGCCGUCCUAUGUCUGUUUCGACCUCGCGCUGCAAGAAGACCCCAUCCUCGAGCCGGAACGAUUGCAAUACCCAGAGACCUCGCGCCUCGUCGCGGCCGCGAUCGAACGCCCCGGCCCGUCGAUCGAAGACGUCCUGCGCAUCGUGGCAGCCCUCAGCGAGGCGAAGAACCCCCUCUUCCUGCUGGGCAGAAUGGGCACGGGGUCCCAACGGGAAUGGGACGAACGCAUCGCGCUCGUGGAGAAGUUCGACGGCCGGGUGCUGACGGACAUCAAACAGCCCGCGCCCUUUCCCUAUCCGCACGCCCUGCAGCCGACGGCGAGUUCCAUCUUCCUGUCCCCUGCCUCCCAGGCCCUGCUGCGCCAGGCCGACGUGAUCCUCUCCUUCGACUGGGUGGAUCUCGCAGGCGAUCUGCACGCCGCCGGCAUGGCAGCCCCCGCCGCGGAGCAGACGACCAUCAUCCACAUCAGUCUGGAUUCCAUCCUCCAGAAUGGCUGGUCGAAAGACCAUUUCGCCCUGCCGCCCGCGGACAUGCGCGUUCUCGCAGACGUGGAUAAGACCCUCGCCUCCAUCCUCACUGCUUCGGAAUCCAUCCCGGCGAAAACUUCCGCCUGGGAAACGCAGCCCCCGCCGUCACCACCACCACCACCAUCCCAUCCCCACCCCAAUCCCGACCCAGAAGCAAACAUCACCCUCCCCGACCUCGCCCGCGCCCUCUACACCACCCUCCCCCCGUCAUCAACCAGCCUCGUACGCAUCCCCCUCGCCUUCCCCGGCUCCCUCCUACAAAUAACCCACCCCCUCGCCUUCCUGGGCCUCGACGGCGGCGCCGGCCUCGGCAGCGGCCCGGGCCAAAUCAUAGGCACAGCCCUCGCCCUCCACGAAGCGGGAAACCCCCAAAACCUCACUACGGUAGGCAUCCUCGGCGACGGGGAUUACCUCAUGGCCUCUUCCGCCUUGUGGACCGCCGCGCGCUACAACCUGCCCUGCUUGGUGAUUGUGGCGAAUAACGGCAGUUAUUAUAAUGAUGAAGUGCACCAGGAACGCGUUGCCAAGAGGAGGCAGCGGCCCGUGGAGAAUCGCUAUAUCGGGAUGAGGCUGGAUUCCCCCCCGCCGGAUUUGCAGCGGAUUGCAGAGGGGCAUGGGUGUGCGGUGGUGAGGAAGGAGCAGGUGACGAGGUUGGGGGAGUUGGAGGGGGCGAUGCGGGAUGCGGUGGAGCAGGUCCGGAGGGGCAAGUGUGUGGUGUUGGAUGUGAGGGUUUUGCCCGAGGGGUAUGCGGAGGGGAUGAGUGAGAAGGAGUAA